UAUGGAUCCAAGUCUGCUAAGAGAACGGGAACUGUUCAAAAAACGAGCUCUUUCCACUCCUGUAGUAGAAAAACGUUCAGUACCUUCUGAGACAUCGUCAUCAUCGUCAUCUUCAAAGAAGAAGAAAGCAAAGGUAGAACAUGGAGGAUCAUCAGGCUCUAAACAAAAUUCUGAUCAUAGCAACGGAUCAUUUAACUUCAAAGCUCUAUCAGGAAGCUCUGGAUAUAAGUUUGGUGUUCUUGCUAAGAUUGUGAAUUAUAUGAAAACCCGGCAUCAGCGAGGAGAUACACAUCCUCUAACUUUAGAAGAAAUUUUGGAUGAAACACAGCAUUUAGAUAUUGGACUCAAGCAGAAGCAAUGGCUAAUGACUGAGGCAUUAGUCAACAAUCCCAAAAUUGAAGUGAUAGAUGGGAAGUAUGCAUUCAAACCCAAAUACGACUUGAAAGAUAAGAGGGCCCUACUUAGGCUAUUAGAUCAGCAUGACCAGCGAGGAUUAGGAGGAAUUCUUUUAGAAGACAUAGAAGAAGGACUGCCUAAUUCCCAGAAAGCCGUCAAGGCUUUGGGGGACCAGAUACUGUUUGUAAAUCGUCCAGAUAAGAAGAAAAUACUUUUCUUCAAUGAUAAGAGCUGUCAAUUUUCUGUGGAUGAAGAAUUCCAGAAACUGUGGAGGAGUGUUACUGUGGAUUCGAUGGAUGAGGAGAAAAUUGAAGAAUAUCUGAAGCGACAGGGUAUUUCUUCCAUGCAGGAAUCUGGACCAAAGAAAGUGGCCCCUAUUCAGAGAAGGAAAAAGCCUGCUUCACAGAAAAAGCGACGGUUUAAGACUCACAAUGAACACAUGGCUGGAGUGCUGAAGGAUUACUCGGACAUUACUCCUAGCAAAUAGGAAGAUUUUGUCUUGGAACAAAGAGU
Fukomys damarensis (Damara mole-rat) is the source of this 909-nucleotide messenger RNA. It is a transcript of the gene Gtf2e2, whose product is annotated as general transcription factor IIE subunit 2. The record is from RefSeq and is a predicted model, not a curated record. Bases 2 to 883 code for a protein of 293 amino acids. Gene Ontology annotation, biological process: transcription initiation at RNA polymerase II promoter. NCBI's taxonomy places the organism in Eukaryota, Metazoa, Chordata, Mammalia, Rodentia, Bathyergidae. The transcript is spliced from 7 exons. Gene Ontology annotation, cellular component: transcription factor TFIIE complex.